This is a messenger RNA of Phodopus roborovskii (desert hamster), 1430 nucleotides long. RefSeq names its product protein kinase cAMP-dependent type I regulatory subunit alpha (gene Prkar1a). The coding region runs from base 86 to 1231 and encodes 381 amino acids. Gene Ontology annotation, biological process: regulation of protein phosphorylation. Gene Ontology annotation, molecular function: cAMP-dependent protein kinase regulator activity. Lineage: Eukaryota; Metazoa; Chordata; Mammalia; Rodentia; Cricetidae. The record is from RefSeq and is a predicted model, not a curated record. The transcript is spliced from 11 exons. Gene Ontology annotation, cellular component: cAMP-dependent protein kinase complex.
GUGAGAGCCCUGGGAGGAACCGAGGAGGAGAGAGGCUGAGAACGCCGAACGGCAGAAGAAUCUAGACACUAAGAGAGAGAGAACCAUGGCGUCUGGCAGUACUACCGCCAGUGAGGAAGAGCGGAGUCUCCGGGAAUGUGAGCUCUAUGUCCAGAAGCACAACAUCCAGGCCCUGCUGAAGGACUCUAUUGUGCAGCUGUGCACUGCUCGACCCGAGAGACCCAUGGCAUUCCUUCGGGAAUACUUUGAGAGGCUGGAGAAGGAGGAGGCAAAACAGAUCCAGACUCUACAGAAAAGCAGCACUCGUACCGACUCCAGGGAGGACGAGAUCUCUCCUCCUCCCCCCAAUCCCGUGGUGAAGGGCCGUCGGCGCCGUGGGGCAAUCAGUGCUGAAGUUUACACAGAGGAAGAUGCUGCAUCCUAUGUUAGAAAGGUUAUACCCAAAGAUUAUAAGACAAUGGCUGCUUUAGCCAAAGCCAUCGAAAAAAAUGUGCUGUUUUCACACCUUGAUGAUAAUGAGAGAAGUGACAUUUUUGAUGCCAUGUUCCCAGUCUCCUUUAUUGCUGGAGAGACAGUUAUACAGCAAGGUGAUGAAGGGGAUAACUUCUACGUGAUUGAUCAAGGAGAAAUGGAUGUUUACGUCAAUAAUGAAUGGGCAACCAGUGUUGGGGAAGGAGGGAGUUUUGGAGAACUGGCUCUGAUUUAUGGAACACCCAGAGCAGCCACUGUCAAAGCGAAGACCAAUGUGAAGCUGUGGGGCAUUGACCGAGACAGCUACCGAAGAAUCCUCAUGGGAAGCACUCUGAGAAAGAGGAAGAUGUAUGAAGAAUUCCUUAGUAAAGUGUCUAUUUUAGAGUCUCUGGACAAGUGGGAGCGUCUCACAGUGGCUGAUGCGUUGGAGCCUGUCCAGUUUGAAGAUGGACAGAAGAUCGUGGUGCAAGGAGAACCAGGGGACGAGUUCUUCAUUAUUUUGGAGGGCACAGCUGCUGUGUUGCAGCGUCGGUCAGAAAACGAAGAGUUUGUUGAAGUGGGACGGCUGGGGCCUUCUGAUUAUUUUGGUGAAAUUGCCCUGCUGAUGAAUCGUCCUCGGGCCGCCACAGUGGUUGCGCGUGGCCCUUUGAAGUGUGUUAAGCUGGACCGACCCCGGUUUGAACGUGUCCUUGGCCCUUGCUCAGAUAUCCUCAAGCGAAACAUCCAGCAGUACAACAGCUUUGUGUCACUGUCUGUCUGAGACCUGCCUACUGUGCCUCUCUUCUCCCCAGUCCAUGCUUCAUUCAUGCAGACUGCUCUCUCCCUAUCUGCAGCGCCAAGUGGCCACUGGCUUCACAGCUUCUUGUCUCUUUAUACUAAAAGUUGCUUUAUUGCACCAUUUUUUUCAUUUGGAGCAUUGACUGAAUGCUCAUACACAAAUAAAUAGAGAGUUCCAUGGA